Python bivittatus (Burmese python) is the source of this 5107-nucleotide messenger RNA. Its product is annotated as E3 ubiquitin-protein ligase RNF4-like. The record is from RefSeq and is a predicted model, not a curated record. Gene Ontology annotation, molecular function: zinc ion binding; transcription factor binding. Gene Ontology annotation, cellular component: PML body. Gene Ontology annotation, biological process: positive regulation of transcription by RNA polymerase II. NCBI's taxonomy places the organism in Eukaryota, Metazoa, Chordata, Lepidosauria, Squamata, Pythonidae.
CGAUCUAAACGGCAACCUUCGCGCGUGCGCCAGAGGUGUCUUCGAUGGCCCGUAUAAAGGAGGCGUCUCAGUUGGGGCUGGGUUGCUGGCGCAGGCGUAGUGAGAGCUGGCUGGGGCGGAGGAGGAAGUGAGGUUAGCAUUUCGGCUGUGGAGCCAUUCAGGAGCUGGGUUCCUGCUUCUCGGUUCUCGGAGGGCGGCUGCCGGGGAGAAGGGCUGCCUACGGCGUUCCUCCGCUUUGCCCAGCAGGCCUGUGACUACUUGCUUAUUUGGAAGUUUGGUUUUCCCUGCCUAUAUCAUGAGCCCAGCUGAUACCAAGCGUUGUGGGACCAAGCGUCGGAAAAAUAAAAAAGGUAGUGGCCUUGGUCCAUCAAAUCUAGCUGGAGUCUUCGAGGUCAAAUCUGUAGGACCAUCUUCCAUUAUUGUCCCCUCCUGCUCCUCUUUCUCCUCCUCAACCCCAUCUACUUCUACUAUAGCCUUCUUGCAGCCUCCCACCACCAACACAGCUUCUUCCAGUACUGAAAAUGGUCUUCUGGCAGCAGCUGCCACAGCUACCCCGUUGAUUCCUAGUGAAGCAGUGAAGAAGGCCGAGUUUCAGAAAAAGCGCUGCGGAGGAACAAUUAAUUCUAGACAAACUCGCAAAAGAAAUAGAAUUAGUAACUCAGGUCCUGAAACAGCUUCACAAGAACCAAUUGAUCUUGAAGUUAAUACUUGUGAAGAAGUAGUAGACCUUACUUCUGAGACUUCAGAACCAAUUGUAGUUGAUCUGACGCACAAUGAUUCUGUUGUGAUUGUUGAAGAAAAUGUUUGUCAACAACAAAAUCAAGAAUUAAGAAGUCAGCAACUCCCUGACAGUUGUAUAUUAAGUAGCGAUGAUGAUGAACCAAGAGAUGAAGUGAUUCUAACUAGCACAUUGCCUAAAGAAUUGGAAUUAUUGGAAGAGGGUAUUUCAAGUUCACACCGUUCAGGUACUGUGAGCUGCCCAAUUUGCAUGGAUGGCUAUUCAGAGAUUAUUCAGAAUGGACGGCUCAUCGUAUCAACGAAGUGUGGUCAUGUCUUCUGUAGCCAGUGCCUCCGUGAUUCCCUAAGAAAUGCUAAUUCUUGCCCAACUUGUAGGAAGAAACUUGGCUACAAACAGUAUCAUCCAAUUUAUAUAUGAAGCUUAGAUCCUUCUCCAAAGAAUCUAAAUUGAACUCUUCUGAAUGCUUCAUAAACAUAUAUUUUCAGCAAACAAUAGAGUAUUAUCGUUGCUCAGAUGUGACAGUUAAUGUGCAGACCAUUAUGGAGUUUUAUCGGUACAUGAGCUUGUAUUUUGUUCAGUUAAUCAUAUGAAGUUGACUUUACAGUCCAUCAAAGUAUGUAGAUGUUUGAAGGACAGUUAGUUACAAUGAAAGCAAAUUGGUAUUGCCAUGCUGUUUUUGAAGAAUUUGAAUUACACCUCUACAAGAUACGUUUUUGACUUCAGAUGACAGGAUGAAAAUCUGUUUUAAUUUGUCCAAGGUACAAGGCAUGCUUAUGAUAAUGUGAGUAACAGCAGCCAGUUAGUAACCCUGCAUUUUUCUUUUUGCAUUUCAUUCUCAAAAAAUUGAACCCACGUUUGUCUCCUGAUGAUAUUCUACCUUUUGUGUGAACUUCUGCAUUUCCAAGGAAUACUAUAUUUUGUAGCCAGGGUACACCGCAUUUCUAACAUCAAAAUGUUUAAAUGUUUUAUUUGAAAGCAUUUUUGGAAGACAGAUUAGUAGGACCAUAACUGUAGAAAAUUUUUGACUAUAAUCAGAAAGAAAUAUUUUCUGUAUGCACCUAACUUACAAAAGAAUAAGUUGAAACCUCCUAUUUAUCACUAUCUCAGAACAAGAUAAAGAGAAACCUGAGUUCUGGCAUAAGAAGUUUACAGUACAAACAUUUGAUAGGGUGAAGAUAAUGAAAGCUAUCUUUAAGUAAAUACAUUUUCAUAAUGGUGUACUGAUUACCUGAUAAUUUUAAUAAUUAUACAUUGCUAAAACUUAACUAAUAGGUUUGAGUUGCCCAGUUAUUUUUAAUAAUUUGGGAGGUUGAUUUCUGAAGUCCUAAUGGUUAAUUCAUUUCUCUUUAUAUAGUCAUGCAGUGCAGAUUGAACAUUUUUAAUGCCCAUAUUGUCAUUUCUUUUUUCCAAAUAGGUGCAUUUUGAAAAAAUUAAGAAAAUCCUUAUUAGCCUGGUUGCCAUUGACAAAUGAUGAGAAUGGUAUAGCAUGAAAUAUGCAACAAUAAGUUUACUAUUAAGAAUUUUUGUAAGUGCUUCUUUUUUAUAUAUUUUUGCUGUAUGCUGAUGAAAAUAGUAGAACUUGUAUCUGCAUAAGCAGAAGGAAAUUAGGUGUGCAGUCUGGAUAAGCAAUUUAAGUUCGAUUAUCUAUGUUACUGAUGCUUAUUGUAUAACCAUGAAGGUUUUUCUUAGCAGCUAUCUUUUAAAUAUAAUUUAUAAUUACAAAGCAUCACAAAUAUGUAACAUAGAAACAAUCUCUCUGCAGUAUUAGGAAUUUCAAUAGAAUAUUGAAUAUUUUUUCCAUUUUUAGAAUGUUGAAAAUAUUAUGGAUUCUCCUAUCCAUUUAUAUUAGGACACUGAAAAUUAGAAGUGUGUAUAAAUCAGGAAGAACGUUUUGUUUCAAACACAGAACAAAACCAUUCCAUUCUAGAGGUUCUGCCAAACCUCAUUGAGCCCUUCACAGUUCAGCUUUAGCUUUAGCUGUUCUAGGUUUUGGAUGAAAUCGGAAUAGGGUGAGACUGGUACAUCUCUCUCCCAUCUCUCUCCCCUGCAGCUCAGUAAAGGACAAAUAAAAGUCUGUAUUUUUUUCCUGUCAAGUAGCCUUGCUGAUAUUCCAGGAUGGCAUGUCCUGAUGCCCUGUUUGCCCCCUGAUCUUUCCAGGAUCUUCCCUCCCUCCUCUCAGCCACCACUGCUAAUGUUCCAGCAAGGCACAGGCCCACCUGCCUCCUGGAUUUCCCAGCACCUUCUCUCCGUAUCUCCUCUCAGCUGCUAAUCUCCUUGGCUUUUUCCCCACUUGAAACCACUUCUGCUCAGAACAGAGCAGCCCCAUUUCUUUUUGUCUACAUGACAAAACAUCAAAAACAAGCAUGUCUCAGUUCAGACCUGGACUCCCCAAAACCAGCAGUUUCAGGCAUGGAAUGAUUUGCACAUCCCUAGUAAAAAUGUAAAACCCUAUUUGGAAUUUCUUCUGGGUGUUAAGAGGCCUGCUUAUCCAUGAGCAAUUCCCACAUGCUUAGAGGUUGCUAUAUAAUCAACUGUAUCCAUGUAAUUGGUUCAUUUAGAUGCAAUAAGAGCUAUUUACUGAAAUCAUUUUCUAAUACAAUUUUCAGCAUGGUUUUUACAUUAUUCCAAUCCAGUUAUACGUGUUAUAAUUUUCACUAUCCUGGGAACACUUUUUGUUUCCUGUAUUGGGGUUCUUGUAAAUAUAAAAUUUAGCUCACAUGAGUAUUUGUGAAUCAUCUCUAGGCAACUGGAAUAACCCAUGCCAGUUAAAAAUCUAGAACCACUUUAAAAAAGUAAGGUUGGAAUCUGUCUAUUGCUUUUGAAUGGAAUAGAGAUUGCUUUUGAUUAUAUAUGAUAGGAUCAGAAUUCAAAUAAAUUUAAUUGCUUAACUGCACAAUUUGUUCAUAUUAUUCUAUUAUAAUUUGUCAUUAAUUCAAGUCUGCUUUGAUCUGGAGUAUUUACCCCCUUUUCUUGCUAGCUUUUGAGAGUUCUGCUAGUUAGCAAGUACAUCAACUGUAGCAUUAGAUAUUAAAUAAGUUUUGGCUGUAUUUUAAUGUACUGUUAGACCAUUAUAGUUGAAGGCUUUUGCUUCUGUUUUUUUCCAAAAUCACAGUCUUUUUGCUAGGGAAGGGAAAGUGCACAAAUUUUGAUUAAACAUGAUUAACGUUACAUCCUAACCAUUUUUAGCAUUUACAAAAUAAAAUCUAAACACCAUUCUGAAUUUGUUUUCAAGGCAAGUGAUAUUGGUUUAUACAAAUAUACAUAAUUUUAAGAACCAAUGGACAAAUAUCUGUAUUCUCUUCCAUCUAUAAAUGUGUAGAAUCCAUGCUUUUUACUUAUUUAUAUGUAUCUAUAUCUCUGUAUCAUGUUUGUGUUAGCACAUUAGACCAAUUUUAUUGCAGUUAAAAGUAAAGCUUUUUAUGUACUUUUCACACAUGUAUUAUGCAAGAAUAUAUAUAGGGAGAAUUGGGAUAUUUAAUGGUACAGGUCUAUAUAUAAAGAACAUGGUAAGAUUGCUUACUGAUGACCAAUUAUUGUACUGAACAUCAGAAUUUGAAUAAAUGCACACCACAAAAAGAAUCUUGGCUAAUUGAGGAAAUAAGUUUUUAUAAGAACUCGGCCAGUUUCUGAGAUAGGCCUUUGAUGGGGUUUAAUUCGCAUAGAUACAACUCAGGAUCUAAAGGCUUCUUUGUACAUGAUGGGUUUAAGGUCAAGUUACCAGCUCAAGCAGACAAGGCUCAAAAUCUCAGAAGUAGGAAAAGAAGGUAAGCUGGUACAUCAAACUACUUCAGUAGUGUAGGUUGUAAAGUACUUGAUGUAUGAAUAUAUUAACAUCUGAGAAGGUUGCAGUAGACUUAAAAAUCACUGUAAUAAGUGUUUGGUCACCAAGUUUCAAAAUUCCAAGAAGUUGUUAAACUUGGAUAUAAUACAUAGAAUAGUGGAUCAGCAUUUGGUUUUUAAUAACUUUAUACCUUUGAAAUGACCAUCGACUCUGAGUUUGUGAAUUAUUGUUUAGUAAUCAUCUUUAAUUGCAGUAUUCAUUACUCUCAGCUGUGUUCACUGGAAAGGUUCCUUGGUAUAGAGCAAUUCUGUAUGAAUCUACUCAGCACUCAGCCCCACUAAACUCAGUUGAGCUUUCUCCCAUCUAAAUAUUAGCUAGGUAACCAAAAACAGCCUGCCUUAUGCUAGUGCCACCUAACUGUCUUUCAUUACCCCAUUGUCUCCUACCUGUGUUGUCCCCUUGGUACAUGCUGGAGAUUACAACUGCAUGUCUAUUAAAAGACAUGCAUUAAACAAAUACUGUCUUUUUGAAAGUGCCAGUUCAUUCAAUUUCUACUCCUUCGGUUUAUCAUAACUUUUAAAUCAAGA